GAGGCGGUGAGGCCGGCUGCGGGGGACCUGUGCACCAUCAUGUACACCUCAGGCACCACGGGCGACCCCAAGGGCGUUAUGCUGCCCCACCGCGCCCUGGUGUCCACCAUAGCCGCCAUCAAGGCCUUCCUGGACCACUGCGACGAACACAUAGGGCCCGACGACUCCUACCUCUCAUACCUGCCGCUGGCACACAUAUUCGACCGUGUUGUUGAGGAGCUGAUGCUGCACGUGGGCGGCAGUGUGGGCUACUGGCAGGGCGACAUCCGCCGACUGAUGGACGACGUGGGCGCGCUGCGGCCCAGCCUGUUCGCGGGGGUGCCGCGCGUGUUCGAGCGCAUCUACAACGGAGUGAGGGACAAGGUAUCCAGCGGCAGCCUGCUUGCCCGGCUGCUGUUCCGCUGGGCCUUCAGUCGCAAGGAGCACUACAUGCGGGCGGGCUGGAAGCAGGACGUGGCCUCCCCCCUGAGCGACCUGCUGGUGCUGCGCUCCAUCCGUCAGCGGCUGGGCGGGCGGGUGCGGGUGCUGGUGAGCGGCAGUGCGCCCCUGGCGCCGCAGAUUGAGGGAUUCAUGCGCGUGGUGGCGUGCGCGCCCUUCGUACAGGGUUACGGCCUCACCGAGACCUGCGCCGCCUCCUUCAUCGCAACCCCCGACAACCCCACACACCUGGGCACCGUGGGCGCCCCCAUGCCCGCCACCGAGCUGCGGCUGGAGGCGGUUCCGGAGCUGGGCUACAGUCCCUCCCAGCAGCCGCCGCGGGGGGAGGUGUGCAUCCGGGGGCCCACGCUGUUCAGCGGCUACUACAAGAACGAGGAGAUGACGGCGGAGGCGCUGGACGCUGACGGUUUCUUCCACACGGGCGAUGUGGGCGAGCUGGCGGCUGACGGCAGCCUGCGCAUCAUCGACCGCAAGAAGAACAUCUUCAAACUGAGCCAGGGCGAGUACAUAGCGGUGGAGAAGGUGGAGAACGUGUACAAGACGUGCCCGCUGGUGGAACAGGUGUGGGUGUACGGCGACUCCACGGAGUCCUGUCUGGUGGCGGUGGUGGUGCCGGCGGAGAAGGCGCUGCGGGCAUGGGCGGCGGAGGCGGGGGUGGCGGCGGGGGGAGGCGCCGCACCACCCGCAGCAGGGGCGGAGUCAGGCGCGGGGGCUGCGGGGGCUGCCGGCGAGGCAGCUAAGGGUGCGAGUGCGGGUAACACGGGUGCUGCUGGCGAGGACUUGUCCUCGCUGUGCGCCUCCCCCGCGGCCACCUCCGCUGUGCUGGCGGCCAUGGUGUCCGUGGGGCGGGCAGAGGGGCUGAAUAGCCUGGAGCAGGUCAAGGCGGUGACGCUGGUGCCGGAGCAGUUCACGGUGGAAAACGAGCUGCUGACGCCCUCUUACAAGCUCAAGCGCGCCCCGCUGCUGCGCCGCUACCGCCCCCUCAUCACGGCCAUGUACGACAAGCUGGCGGCGGAGGCGGAGGCGGCGGCCAGGAAGAAGGCGGGGGGGUCGGGGGCAGCGGGGGCGCGGGGGGGCACUCGGGAGUGAGGCAGGCGGGGGAGACGAGCUGGUGGCGGCACCGUGAGAAGGCGUGUGAGAGAGAGAGGUGUGCAUGGUGCAUGUAGGGAGGUGAGGGGUCGUGAGGGGUUAUGGCCGUGAGGGGGCUGAGGAGCCAGGUAGGGCGGUGCGGCCACCUGCGUGGUGUGGUAGAAGGGGGAGAGGAGAUUGGGAGAAGUAGGGACCAGGAGAGGAGCAAGGAGCCCUACGACGGUGCGGCAUGGGACUGCAUUAGGAGGGCAGUGGGAGUUGGGAGGGACGGCCGGGUCUGUUGUUUAUGCGGCAACUGGGCUAGUCGCGUAACUGGACUAGCCAGAGCUGUCGACCGAGGAUAGUAGAUGCACUGGAGGCUGUCCUAUCGGGGUAACCGGUGACGACGGGAACGAGGUGUGCGUGUGAAUGUGUAUAGCCGUUGGAGGUGUGCGGUGUGGUUAGUUGAGAUGGGGACGCAGGCGGUAGGAGGUCUCACGCGGAGGAUCCAGCGGAUUGGGGUUUGCAGCUGCUUGAAAGAUGUUGUGGCUGGCGGAUUGUGUUGUUGUUGCUGAUGAAAUGUGUUUUGUGGUUCGGUGCAGCUACCGUUGUGCUACCUGCCCAGUGCCAUGAAAUGCAGACCACCCGUGGCUCAUGGACUCGCCCCGCACUGUGAGCAGGGCUGAGGCAGUGUGGGUGGGUUGUAGGCUGGCGGGUUCAGGUGAGGGGGGCUGUUGUCUAGCGGGAGCAGAGACAGCUCGCGCACCCCCGGGCCUCCCUGGGCCGUUGUUGUCCGGCCAUGGAUGUAAUCCGAUGGGUCCAUGUCAAGGUGACAGACCACCCGGCAAUGAAGAAUCCGCCACACCUGCCACGAGGCGUGGUGUGCUGCCC
Molecule: messenger RNA, 2397 nt
Organism: Astrephomene gubernaculifera
Lineage: Eukaryota; Viridiplantae; Chlorophyta; Chlorophyceae; Chlamydomonadales; Astrephomenaceae
Source: the annotation of a GenBank genome assembly